Molecule: messenger RNA, 1930 nt
Organism: Trametes versicolor FP-101664 SS1
Lineage: Eukaryota; Fungi; Basidiomycota; Agaricomycetes; Polyporales; Polyporaceae
Exons: 5
Coding region: 308-1621 (437 amino acids)
Source: RefSeq, a predicted model, not a curated record
CUUAGACUGCUCCUGCUUUGCAUUUCACGCUCCAUAGACCGCGCCUUGCUCCGUGUCUUGAAUCUUGAUUCCUCUGCCCCCGUCAGCCUUUAACUGUCCGGGUUCCUCGAUUGCCCCUUAGUCCCACUUGCUGUUUCCUGCUUUCGUGCGCACCCAGGCUCUCUCGACCUUUCUUCGAGUUCAUCUGUCCUUCACGCCGCCUACGUUGCGACGCGCCUCCAGUUGCUUUCUGCUACGUUCCGCCCACGAUAUCUGACGCGCUCUUUGCCCGUGCGAUCACCACAACCUAUCGUUUAUUGCCCACAUAAUGUUUGCACGCGCCCCCCAACCAUCGUGCGUGACGCGGAACCCGUUCAUCGUGCUCCGUUUCGUCCUCUUCGCUAUCCUAGUCUACGUUAAUCUGCUCACCAUUGGCUUCGCGGUGUGGAACCUGACGGUCCUGAAGGGUCUGGGUGACCAAGCGCUUGGCGCCCCCGGAUUCGUGCUGUUCAACGCAUGCAUCCUGCUCACUCUCCUGGGGAUGUGCCUUAUUUCGGCGUGGUAUUCCCUCGCUGCAUUCGACAAGGUCCGCAACGAGUGUGUAUGGACCGGGUCUAUGUCGGUGCUGCAACUCGCGAGCUCGAUGGACAUCACCGUUAGCGGACCCCCAACCCUCUGCUCGGGAGUCAGUAUUCUGGCGUGUGCAUCGUCCUCGCUUACGGUGGCGCUUUCGUGGGUGUCUAGCACCAUGUUGCUGCUGUACUCCUUCUCGCUGCUGACCACCGCCAUCUCGCACAUGCACGAGGUCCCGGACGUAUGGACCGCUUCGGUCCGCACCGUCGCCUGGUUCGCCGUCCCCUCCGACUCCGUCGAGUCCCCCCGGUCGUACACCGAGAAGCCUCGCCUCUCCGACGACGUCUUCGUCGAGGACACCAAGCGCUCCUCCCUCCACUUCCCCACGCCCAUCUUCGAGCGGCACGCGAAGGCGCUCCCGCUCUCGCCGCAGUCCGAGCGUGCACCCGAGUCGCCCGCCGCGGCGCCCCCGAUCUGGCACGCGCGCCGCCGCAGCUCCGUGCCCUCGCUCGACCUCCCGCCCCCGCCCUCGAAGCGCACGACAUGGACGAGCCGCAUGUUCAGCGGCGUGCCCUCCCUCUCGCACAAGUGCAGCAUGGAGAGCGUCCGCCCUAGCUGGGCGAAGACCGGUGGCGCAGCGGGCCGCCGCGGGGUCGACCACCCGUUCGCGAUGCCGCGCCCCGGCGGGCCCGCGCUGAAGCCGCUCGUGCUGCCGACGAUCCGGCCGCUGCGCACGAUGAAGCUCAAGUCGUGCUGGAGCGCCUCGACCGGCGGCGGCGAGUCGCACCCGCCCCCUGCGCUCCCGCCCAAGGCGCGCGCGCGGCUCUCUGGGGUGGACCCGGCGACGGGGCUGUCCCCGACGAGCACGUUCUACAUCGACCUCGAGCGCGACGCGGUUGUGUCGGUGGGCGCGCCGUCGCUGGGGCGCCCGCCGUCGCUGGGGCGCCCACUGUCGUACGACAUGUUCCCCGAGGACGUCGUCGACCCGGACGCGCCGAUCACGCGCUCGCAGCCGUCGACGUGGAUCCGCGCGCAUAGCCCUGCGUCGUCGACGUCCGCGUCGCGCUGAGCUUUACUUUCAACUUUUGGACCCCUUCAGCUGCGCUGCAUGCAGCGCGCGAGGGCGGACGCUGUGCCGUUCCGUUGAGACGCUGUGCCGCGCACGCCUUCCCCUUGCUUUGCACUCGCAUCGCCAGCCGAUUUCUCCCCCGCUUUUCUUGGACUGUAUUUGUUUUCGGGCUGGACUUGGCUGGACUGUAGUAUAGAGCACACACACACUGUAUCGAGUAGUAUUACCGACGAUUCUGUAGCGAUUCCGAGAACGCUGUAUCGUUGACAUUGUACAUAGCACUUAAUUGUAUCCAAGACAUCGGGCGCG